Aspergillus luchuensis is the source of this 1869-nucleotide messenger RNA. RefSeq lists its product as uncharacterized. The transcript has 2 exons. Lineage: Eukaryota; Fungi; Ascomycota; Eurotiomycetes; Eurotiales; Aspergillaceae. The record is from RefSeq and is a predicted model, not a curated record. Bases 1 to 1869 code for a protein of 622 amino acids.
AUGCUAGACGAGCUGGAAAGCGCCUUCGACGAACAUCCUUCACUGGAUGCGUCGCUCGAGGACUUCGAGAGCAAUAGUAACGCUCGUCAAUCCCCCGUUUUCGGUCUGCCUUCCCAGCAUUCGGGCUUCCGCUCUGAGGAAUCGGAUGGGGAGGAUGACGACCUCACGCCUAACGGAGAUCGCUGGUCGCCUCCGGGCUUACGCAGGUAUGACUAUGUACAAGGAAGUGGUUGGUAUCGCCAUCAGCCCUACGUGCGCAAUCCCGAUUACGACCGUUUCUGCCUCAAGCCCUCAGUCGGACUGAGCCCGUCGCAAUCGCGCGAGCCUAGUCCGCAGUAUGAGGAUGCGCUGGAGGCGCCGACCGCAGGGAAACGCAGCCAGUCCGCAGAGACAGCUGACAUCACCAUAGCCGCCAAUGUCCCCUUGCCAGCCGACGCAGAGACCCCAGAAAAAGGUCGCUCGCCGAGCCCGGGACCCAAAGGUGCAAGAGCUAGCCCGGAUGGCGAGGGUUUGGACUUUGGGUCGGGGAAUAACCUCAGCAAUUAUAUCCGGUUCGCUGUGCGCGCGGAAGUUCAGCACCGUGAGCCCUUUGUCGCAUUCUUUAGUUACUUGCGGUCCAAACUCGAUAAGAUCACUAGCUCCAAAUCCAACGCAAUUCUUUCUGUAAUCGUUGCUUUCAUAUCGAUCGCGUUCAUGCGCGCCUUAUUCCUACCCAGCAUUCCCGAAGCGAUACCCGAUCUGGUCAAGCUGUCAGGGUUUGCGCGCUCGUUCGAGCCCCUCAUCUAUUAUUCGGAGAAUGGCGCGCAUCAGAUAACCGCCUUGCAGGAGACGGGGGUGGCUGUCUGGGACCUCGGAGAAUCGGUGCGCGGGACCAAUAUGACCAGCGCGCCGAUCAUUGUCCGCCAACUGGAUGAACUCUCCGAGUCGCUCAAGUCGCUCUCUCUGGAGCUGGCGCGCUUCUUCUCCGACGUUGAGGGGGACAUUGACUCCAUCUUGCUCGCCAUGGACUGGGCCAAGCGCGAACUAGAGGCCUUAUCGUCGCAACCGCCUAGUACGUUGCCGUCGGUCGUCUUCGAUAACCUCCACGGGAUCUUUGCGCGACUGGGGGCGCUGGAGCGACUUAGCGCCGCGAGUGGGGAAGGGUCCAGCACUGAACUGACCAGCACCCCAACCACCUUUGGCAACUUCGUCACCGCGGUCUUCGGCCAAACCUCUGCCCAGCGUACCCGCACAACCCUCAUUCGGACCUUUACCGAAAUGCUCUCCGUACUAGAAGAGGCGAUCAACAACGAGCUGACGCACUCAACGGCGCUGUUCGCACUCUUUGAAGCGAUCGACCGCCAAUUUCUGAAUCUUCAACGGACUGUAGUCCGCGAGUCGGAUGUACAAGAACGCGAAGAGGGCGAGAUGCUGGAGUCGCUGUGGACUAGGAUUAUGGGAGCCAAUGCUGCUGCGAUUCGCAAAUACGAAAAGAACAAGCGUCUGCUCGCCAAUGUCCGUAGUCGCACUGUCACUAACAAGCACCUAUUGGUGGACCACCGCGGCCGUCUACUAACCCUCAAGGUCAAUCUGGAAACCCUGCGGCGCAAACUUGUCAGUCCGCUAGUUCGACGCAACGACUCGAUGAGCUUCACGGGCAUCGAGUCCAGUAGUCGUAGCAACGGUCGCAUGCUGGGCCAUGUUGAGGCUGUGAUUGACGGACAAAUCCGAGGACUCGAAGGCAGCUAUGAUUACCUCAAAUCUGUGCGAGACAAACAGAAAGCCAAGACUCUGGAGUUUUACUACGGGUUCGGGCGGCGCUUGCCGCAGAACCCAGUAUUAGCCGACGGGUCGGACGAUCUGGGGACGGACGCGAUUGACGGGGUGUGA